AUGGUACCAGCUGCUCCCAUUCCACAUGAGGAAUUCUUAUGGGCCCUUUCAACUGACAUAUCCUCAGAGAAAUCCAUUUCAGCGAUCGCACGAACCGUCAAUGCUUCAUUCUCCUCUGAUCCGCUGAUUCGAUGGCUGCGCCCAAAUGCAACGACCUGGGAUAAGCCUGAUGAUUCAGUAUGGAAAUGGCAAUAUCGACGCAUCCAGUCAGUGUUGGUUCAUGGCGAGGUUCUCCAAUCAGGCGACGUCCAGGAGAUGGCGCUCAAGUUUCCGCGGAAGCAAAGAAAAUCUACCGAGUCGGUUGAGCCCGAUACGACGCUGAUAAAGGAGGCACAAUCAUCGGUCACAGCCAGCAUACCGGGCGCUGAUGAUGCAGGUGCUGUCGUCUUCUUGUUCCCACCCAAAGAACAGCUAAGAUGGUCAUUAUCAAGGUUGUGGCUCACAUGGAAGUUGUUUCUACUUGAAAUCCUAAAGCCAGCAUACGACGAUGGAUGCAAGAAACAGCGCGUCGAUCAACUCCUUGCGGCGAAUAAAACUGGAUUGGAGAGCGUACAGGCUCAAUACUCGAAGCAAAAGAUGUGGUAUCUUGAAGUUAUCGCUGUGCAUCCGUCACUGCAGGCGCGUGGAAUUGGAGGGGGUGUCAUGAGGUCAAUCUUACAGCAUGUUGGAGACCAGCCGAUAUACCUUGAGUGUACUCGUCAGGAGAAUAUUGGGUUUUAUGAAAGUUUCGGGUUUCAAGUAGUCAAUGAGGUUGAACUAGUGGAUGAAGAACAGAAUCUCAAAUUUUGGGCUAUGGUUCACUCGGGGCAAGGAUCAUCAGAGGGCAGAUAG
Molecule: messenger RNA, 831 nt
Organism: Penicillium verhagenii
Lineage: Eukaryota; Fungi; Ascomycota; Eurotiomycetes; Eurotiales; Aspergillaceae
Product: GNAT family N-acetyltransferase
Exons: 2
Coding region: 1-831 (276 amino acids)
Molecular function (GO): acyltransferase activity, transferring groups other than amino-acyl groups
Source: RefSeq, a predicted model, not a curated record